CGACAAAAUUUACAUUUGUUAUUUCACAUAGGAUUUACUUACAUUAUCAAAUCGAGACACUACGCAUUUCAUUUUGCCAAAAACAAAAAUAAUGUCGCGAUUCGCGACUUUUAUUUGUAAUGAUCGACGCACGUAUGAAAUGAUGCGAAAUGACAAUUGUCACUAUUACAUUUUGAUUUGAACAAAAUUUGUUUACACUUGGCUGUCCAUUUGACAGAUAGUUCCAAAAACACUUUCGUAAAAUUUUGAAGGCCAUUACAGAUUCUGAAAUUACAUAAUGUGCGAUUAUUGUUCCUGGAUCAGCCAAGUUUUGGACAAAAUCGAUGCUAAGGCACAAGUUAGGAAGAAAAGAAGAUUAGCACCAUGGGUGGAUCCAGUUAUCAUUAUUCACGGAGGUGCUGGAAACAUUCCUCGAUACGCGCAGAAAUUUAUGCUCGACGAGGUGAAGGAAGCCGCUAUAACGUCGUAUUGCGAGCUAAUUAAAGGAUGCAGUUCAGUGGAUGCGGUCGAACGUGCGAUCUGUCAUAUGGAGAGCAAGAAAUAUUUCAAUUGCGCAUAUGGAGGCUCCUUGGAUGCCAAUGGAGAAGUCGUGAUGGAUGCUGCAAUAAUGACGGGCGAUUUUCGUGCGGGUUGUGUAGGCGCUGUUCGAAACAUGGCACAUCCCAUAACAUUGGCCAAAAAGGUUCUGCAACAAACAGAACAUGUAUUGGUAGUCGAAAGCGGAGCGCAAAAACUCGCCUUGGAGUCAAACAUUCCUAUUUUGUCAUCGGAGAAGCUGAUAGUUACAUCCGAUUCGAAGACCUCGUUACACGAAGAAGAGGAUAGCGGUAAUAAAAAGAAUAACGAAAACGAACGAGAUAUUUUAAAAGCAUUAAUUAUAUUAAUACACACAUUAAUCGCGAUAAUAAGAAGCGCAAGUCGUGAAGAAGAUACAGGAGCCUGUACAGACCGAAAACGGACAAUGUGACACGAGGAUGUGUAUACCGGGAUGCGUGAUUGAUAAAAAUGAGCAAGUCAAAAGCGCCAUUCCGGAGACUGCAUUCAUCCGAUUGAACGAAUCUCUAGAGAUCGAGUCCGAUUUUCUACAGGUUGAUUGAUUGCAAUGUUUCUUAUAUGUAAAAUGUUCAAGCAAGAAUGAUGAUGAGAUAAAUAUAUAUUAAUUAAUAAUCUUAUUACAAAUUCGACUUGAAUCAUUCUUGCUCGAAACAUUUUCGAAACAUUUCUUGUGUAACUGUAUUUUAUGCAUAAUCUAAUAUGAAUAUUUGCAAGAUUUGAAGAAACGAUUACAAAAGUGCUAUGACAGAUCGGUGCGGUUGGAGCAGUGGCCUACGACCGAAAACAGCGUCUCGCCAGCGGAACUUCAACAGCUGGCGAAUCGGGUAAGCUUCAUGGACGUGUGAGC
Messenger RNA from Ooceraea biroi (clonal raider ant), 1402 nucleotides. RefSeq names its product isoaspartyl peptidase/L-asparaginase. The record is from RefSeq and is a predicted model, not a curated record. Gene Ontology annotation, molecular function: hydrolase activity. Lineage: Eukaryota; Metazoa; Arthropoda; Insecta; Hymenoptera; Formicidae. Gene Ontology annotation, cellular component: cytoplasm.